Molecule: messenger RNA, 756 nt
Organism: Symbiodinium sp. CCMP2592
Lineage: Eukaryota; Dinophyceae; Suessiales; Symbiodiniaceae
Source: the annotation of a GenBank genome assembly
AUGGCUGGUGCGCGAGUGAUGGGCUACUUCUACAUGCUGGUCAGCACCACGAGCUUCACGGGCAUGGCCGUCAUAUCAAAAAUAAUCGGAUCACGUGCGUCGACGGAAGAGAAGCUGUUUUGGAGAUCGUUGCUGUCUAUUCUCUUCACGAUAACUGGUGCACUAGCAAGUGCGGAUACUCUGCAGUGGCCGAAGCAUCCUUGGCUUCUGUUGCUGCGGGGCUUCUGCGGCCACAUCGCUCUGCUGGCCUACCUCGAAGCAAUCGAGUUAACACCGCUUGCGGAGGCAGUGUUCCUCGGCAAGGUGCAUCCGACCUCUGCGUCGCUGCUGUCCUGGGCGUUCCUGGGUGAACGACUGAGCAGCAUCCGUGGGAUCAGCAUCGGGGUCUCCAUCUUGGGCGUGGGGCUCAUUGCCAAGCCGUCUUGGGAGGGCCUGGUGUCUGGGACGCUGCUGGGUCCAACCCUGGCCUUGCUCGCAGGAUGCCUUUCAGGUGCGGCUUACUGCUGUGUUAGAUCCCUCGGGCGCAGCCAGGAGGGCGAGAUGUGGACUUUGCUGGCUCUUCCUGUGGUCUCGCUUCCCUUCUGCUGCAAGGAUGCAUGGUUUGGCCUCCAGGAAGGCCGCGAGCCGGCAGUUUGGGUCUGGCUGCUGGCGCUCGGAGUCUGCACCCAGCUGGGCCAGAUCUUUCUGGCCCGGGGCCUGACACGCCUGCCCGCUGCUUCGGGGACGCAGGCGCCUUGGGAGGUCGAAAACUCCUGA